AUGACACCAGGGUGCAGCCGUAUUCCUUCACACAGAGAUCAGCCACCAGUUCCUCAUACCGAAACAGCUUUCUUUCAUGAGCCUCUUCAAUCCUUCCUCCCAUACCACCGUCAGCUCGCCAAGAAACAGAUCUUUCUUCUCGCUAUCAAUCAAAACUAUAUCUGUCCUCAGUCCAGACAAAAUAAUCCUCCCCUAGUAGGUGUAGCAUCAACCAACACUGUCCACUUCUUUGAACCCUCUGAACUGGUUUUCUACCUUGUGUCAUUAACAAUUGGCUUCAGGAAGGCAAUCCUUCACAGAGGAAAGCCACUUGAUAAUUUGGUGACUGGAAUCAGCUUCCAAAAAAAGGAUCCUGCUGGAGACUGUGGUAUUCCUCCUGGUCGCGACAUUCCGACGACUUAUCGGCUACUGUCGUACGCUUCUUUGUCGCUGAAUCACCACAACAUUUCAUCAUGGUCUGGUGUAUCUUGA
This is a messenger RNA of Acanthosepion pharaonis, 471 nucleotides long. NCBI's taxonomy places the organism in Eukaryota, Metazoa, Mollusca, Cephalopoda, Sepiida, Sepiidae. The record is from the annotation of a GenBank genome assembly.